Solea solea (common sole) is the source of this 12284-nucleotide messenger RNA. It is a transcript of the gene ehbp1l1a, whose product is annotated as EH domain binding protein 1-like 1a. The record is from RefSeq and is a predicted model, not a curated record. Gene Ontology annotation, molecular function: protein binding. The coding region runs from base 999 to 10352 and encodes 3117 amino acids. The transcript has 30 exons. NCBI's taxonomy places the organism in Eukaryota, Metazoa, Chordata, Actinopteri, Pleuronectiformes, Soleidae.
GCAGAUGCGGCGCGGUCUCUCUGCCGCCGGUUCUUGAACCAGUUCCCGACCUGUGUGGGCGUGAGACCCGUGGCCUGGGCCAGGUGCCGUUUCCUAGACGGGUUUGGAUACGGAUCCUGAAGCAGUGUCUGUGCAGAUCUGCAUCUACCGAUGAGUCAGUCAUCUGCAAGAGUCUGAGGCUAACCAGGAGAAAACAUCACAUCACUUUGUCUGGACUCUACACAGCAAAACAAAGUAAAACUGGAAGUAAAUCCGGAAAAAAUCAAGCUCAUGGGAAGGGAAUGAAAACUCCUUCUGUUUUAAAGUAUCUCAAUAACUUAGAAAAACACAUGUAAAAAAAUGAUGUAAUUUAUUCAGAAAAAACGCUGACAUUUAUUUUUUUUAAGAAAAAAUCUGUUAAUUCAUUUGAAAAAAACAGACCAGUUCUUGUUUUUGGAAACAAAUAAGAUAAAAAGAGAUGAAAUUGCAGAAAAACUGAGUUUUGUUUUUGUUUUGUUUUUUAUGUAUUUACUAUUUUAGGGACAUAACAUUUAAAAAGUCAUAAUCUUUUGUUGGAAAAACUAUUUUGAAAAACAGAGCAUAUUUGUUUGGGAAAAUAUAUCUAAAGCAGAUCAGAUUAUCAGAUCAACAAGAUUGUAUAUGUUUCCAGGUGAAUUCAAUACGCCUCUACACUGAAAAAUAACAUUUAUAGAAAAGUGGCUUGAUAUUUGUCUGUUUUAAAAUGUAGUAAUAGAAAAAAUGUCUACGUUCACUGAGUUUUAUUUUGAAAGUCCCAGUCAGGGCUGUUGUGUUGACUUCCGAUUAGCUUGACUCAGCUCUGUGUGAGGCGUGUGUUUGUUUUAGUCGAGCUGUCAGUGGAGGAUCGGGAGGAGAAGAGCCGAAGAGCGGCGGGACUACACCGGCUCACUCACACUCAAGCACGCCGCUGGAGAGGAGCUGUCAGCAGGGCAGCUGGAGUCUCUGCCUCCGCCGGGAGUGGACACACACAACCGUCCGUCAUGACUUCAGUGUGGAAGCGGCUCCAGCGGGUCGGAAAGAAGGCGGCGAAGUUCCAGUUUGCUGCCUCUUUUAAGGAGCUCGUCAUUGAGAGCACAAAUAAAUGGCAACCAGACAAACUGAGAGUGGUGUGGAUCAGGAGGAGCAGACGUCACAGCACAAAGCUCCACAGUUGGCAACCAGGGAUUAAGAAUCCUUACAGAGGCCUGGUGCUCUGGCAGGUUCCAGAGAGUUUGGACAUCACUGUCACACUCUUCAAGGAACCCACCGCAGAGGAGUUUGAGGACAAAGAAUGGACAUUUGUCAUAGAAAACGAGACGAAAGGCCGUAGGAAGGUGCUGGCGUCAGGUGACAUCAACAUGAAGAAGUACGCCAGUGCCACGCCGGGGCAGUACGACGUCAUACUGAAGCUGAAACCGCAGUCUGUGAAAGUGGUGGACGCCACACUGAAACUCAGCUUGUCCUGUGUCUUUCUCAAAGAGGGGAAGGCCACGGAUGAGGACAUGCAGAGUCUGGCCAGUCUGAUGAGUAUGAAGCAGAGCGACAUCGGCAACUUGGAGGAUUUUAACGACAGUGAUGAUGAAGCAGGGGAAGAGCGAAGAGCCAGCCAUGGACCUGCUCAUUUUGCCGCUUCUGCUCUUUCCACCACACGAGUGCACGACCUGGCUUGGAGGCCUGCAGUUGAAUCAGGCCCCACAGAGAUGGCUUGGAAAACGUCUUCCGGCAUUUCCUCCACCAUCUCGGCCCCAUUUCAUCCUCUUCCUCCUCUGCCUGAAACCACACAUCCCACUGUUCCAUCCUCUUUAUUGCGAACCCACACUCGACCACCAAGCACUAACCAGCAGACUCGGCCCUCCCCCUACGCCUACUCAUUACCGGCCUUUACACGUGCUCACCCCCCUGCACUUCCAAAAAUCUUCCAGCCCGGUGUCGGAUCAGCUCCUCGUAGGCCCCAUAGCUUCCACAGUGACUCCUGUCCAGCUGAGGGCUUUGAGAUGAAGGCUCUCUCUACCUUCGCCCCACCUGAAGUUCUCCCUGUCCCUACUCAAUCCACAUCUCCUUCUGAUCCUUCUCUCCAUCCUCCUUCGUUCUCUCACACCUCACAAACAGCGCAACCUAAUAUGUGGAGAGCGCAGAGUGUUCCCUCCGUUUCUUCUGUCUCCUCCGCCUCCUCCUCAUCAGUUCCUCCCAGCUCCUUCUCUGUUGUACCUCCACCACCUUCUGCACCCAGACAGCCCAAUAUAUGCCCCACCUCUCUGGGGGACCCCGGCUCAACCCUCACCAGACCUACUAGUCUGCCAACUGCCCCAGAGACAGCGCCGUGGCAGAGUGAAUGGAGGCCUCCUAAAUCUCAGGCCCCUCUAGCGCAGACAAAGUUCUCCCCUAAGUUCCUGCAUCUCUCGGCCAGUGAUCCCGGAGAGUCUGCAGUGGAGCAGAAAAAGCAGAGAAUAGAGAUGCCAUCGUCAUCCUCUCAGACUUUGGAACAGAAACCUCAAGGAGGGUUUGGAUUUGUUCCUUCCUGGAGACCUCAGGUCACCUCUAUAAUAGAACCUACACCUCCUCCAAAGCCUUCCUCUGUUCUUUUUCUCUCUGGGUCUCCUCCUCUUCCUCAUACACCCCAAACUGCAAUAGUCUACCCCAGUGUCCAAGAUACAGAAUUCAAAAGGCAGUUGAGCACGCUGAGUGAAGAGGACAACCAGUGCACAACAUCUACAACCCCUGAUCCAAGAUCACCAUCAAGGCCAGAGCCAUCCAGGACUUCAGAAAGAAAAAGAGACAUGUCUUUUGGAAUUGAAGUCAUUAAGACAUCUGCAGGACCUCCAAAUGUGGUUUCACUGCAGCCAUCAUACCCAGAUGUUGCAGAUGCAGUACAACCCCUUCCCCAGAUCCAAAUAAAUAAUACUGAGCAGAAGUUAGAAAAACAUCUUACAAACGCAACUUUAUUAUGUGAGGAGCUGCCAGAGGGGACUACAGAAACAAACAAAAAUGCAACAGAAGAAGAACCAGAAGUAUUGAGAGAAGUUGUCAGUGACAUUCCAUUAUUCCCUGGUAUUGCGAAGAUAUUGGACAGUCAUAAUGAAAUGAAGACAGAGACUGGGAUAGUAGAUCCAUUCCCAGUAUUCCAACCUGUGAGUGACAUUUGUGAAUCCCCUGCAACAGCUAGAGCAAUUAACCAUUGCCUAUUGGACAGUGAGUCUACAAGGAAUAAGAAAAUAGAAAUUCCAACCGAUGAACAUGCUCUUGGUUUUAAAGGGCAGGAGGAGCCAGUAGAACAAAUAGCUGAUAAUAAAUCCCACCUCAGUGCACAAUGUGUACCAUUUGACAUUAGGACUGAAAUUAAGAACAACCAAUCCCCUUUAAUGGAAACCUGUCCCGAUAUGACAAACAUUGCUGGUAUGCCAUCUAAAUUACUCGUAAAAGAAACACAUUGGUUAAUUAAUCAUGAGCCAAUCUGGCAGGAAGAAUCAAAAAUGAAGAAAACAUUUCCACAUUUUGCAUCAGACGAGGAUGAAAAGAACAAGAAAGAAAUGGUUUUACUGGUACCAUCAUGUCCCGGAGAGACCAGAAAUCCUGGAUUUCCUUCUUUAUCACACCACAGUUUAGGUUUUCAUGGAACAAGUAUGGUAAACAUGUGUUGUCCAUGUGUAUCCAGUAUACCUGGCUUGCCAUCUGUCAGUGAAGCCAAAAACAGAUCAUGGGUAUUCCAAGAGGAACCACUUUUUAUUACAAAAAUAAAGUAUUGUUCCAUACCCUACCCACAAACUAAGAUAGUAUUAAAUGUAUCAGAUAUGAUAAGUCUGGCAAGCUCUUCUCCAAAAAGCUCCUGUGUUGAGGGUUUUCCAUCAUUAAUGAAUCAUCAGUUAAGUUGGGAUUCAGAACACAAACAAGUUGGACCCAUGGUUGAAGAUAGACCUCACUAUGAAGAAAUGAAGACCAUGUCAGCUUUAGCCGCAAAUUUGCCAAAAGAGGCUAGUAUUCAUUCUUAUCCAUCUGUUCUGGAACCUCUAGAAAUCAGUGAUAAAUCUGCAAGCAUCACUCUCCUUCCAUCUUGCCCAGCUGUAAGUAAUGACAUGACAAAUAUGGUCAGUCUUUCAUGCUCCUGCUCAAAAGUGUCUCAAAUACCAGGAUUUCCAGCAUUGCAUUAUUCCAAAGAGUGGACAGUUAGCAAGGAGCCAUUGCUUGAGGCUAGAACUAAAGAAAAGCAGGUGUCCCUGACUGGCCAAUAUGAACUAGACAAGAGAGCAAUUAAAGCUAUGGUCUCCCUUUUACCAUCCUGUGCAAAAGCACCGCAAACGCCAGGAUUCCCCUCUCAUCCAAAUCCUCAAAGUGUGUAUUUUCUAGGAGAUAUUAUUAGUCUUUCUUCACUGUGCUGUCAAGUCUCAAGAAUAUCUGGAUUCCCAUCACUUGUUGGAGAUAUUAGUGUACAAUGGGUUGCAGAAAAUGAGUCAUUGUUGGAGAGGCCACCAACAAAGGGGGUCAUAUUUGACACAUCAAACUACAACAAAAGUGUCAAGAGGGGUAUGGUUUCUCUUGUACCAAUGUGCCCAAAAGUGUCAAGUAUUCCUGGUUUCCCAUGUAUCCCAAAUCCAAAAAUGGUGUUUUAUGGCCUAAAUAUGGUCAACCUCCUUCCUUUGUGCCCUCCAUUUUCUACCAUAUCUGGAUUUUCAUCUGUUGAAGGUGAUGAGGAAAAAGAAUGGGUUGCUGAGCUGGAUUCAUUGAUACACAGACCUCAAAAGAAAGUUAUAUUUAACAUUAACAGCUCACCAAUAAACACAGACAACCCUCAGAACAUGCUAGCUUUGGUUCCUUCUUGCCCAGGAGCAUCAACGAUUCCAGGCUUUCCAUCUUACCCUCGAUACAACAUGCUGAGUCUUCUACCCAUGUGUCCCAAAGCAUGCUCACUCCCAGGAUUUGCAUCCUAUGAACUGACCUCUAAAUUUCAAUGGCUUUUUGAUAGACCAAUUUUGUGGAGUUUGCUUCCAAAGAAGACACGUUUUGUAAUACACAGUCCAUAUCAAGAUGGAGAGACAGUGAAGACAAUGUUUGCCUUGGCACCAUCUUGUCCAGAAGUUUCCAGAACCCCUGGGUUCCCCUCUGCACCUCAAAUCAAACCCUGCAUUGAACACAAUAUGAUAAAUCUUUUGCCUUGCUGCUCCAUUGUUUCAAGUCUCAAAGGAUUUGCAUCUAUGACAACAACCCAAAGCACUGAAUGGCUAAAUGAAACAAACCCUAUUUUGAAAGAACCUCAGAAGAAGAGGGCAGAUAUAAUUGCUGACCAGUACCAUCUUAGUUGCCAUAGCAUGAAAAGCAUGCUAAUGUUAGUGACAUCCUGCCCAAAAGAGGCCAGACUUGAUGGCUUUCCUUCUGCUCAAGUUGCAAGCAGGCCACCAAACAUGGUCAGUUUAUACACAUCUGCCCCAUGUGUCUCAUGUGUCCCAGGUUUUCCAUCAGCAAGGAUGCUCAGCAUUGAACAUGUACAAAUACAAACACAGCCAACACAGAGAAAGUUGUUUGAUAAGCAGCAGCGUGAAAAGAUUUUUGUUGUUGGAAAACUCCCAGCGCCACAUGAACUGGAGGAAAUUAAAUCAAUGGUAGCAAUGGCUCCAUCAUGUCCACAUUUGACUCGAAGUCCUGGUUUCCCCAGCAUUGUGCAAUUCAAUCCAACAGUGAAAGAAACAGAGGCAUUUUCACUGCCUUCUACUGAAAAACAUACAUCACCAGAAUUGCCUCAUGCACAGUCAACUCAGCCAUGUGACUCAGGCAUUCCUGGUAUUCCCACCACUUCUGUUGGAAGCCCAAGCACUGAACUUGUGGAAUAUUUCGAAGGUGUUGCAAAGCAAAGCAUAGACCCCUCUGUAAACGAUGGCAGUGAAUCGCUAUUAGACAGAAUAACAGCAGAGAAGACCCAAACAAUGAAGAAACCACUGGACACACCAGAGCCAGUAGGAGUCUUGGGUUGGGAAGUAUUGGAGGCAGAGGGAACAGUAAAAGAAAAACGGGGAGAACCUUCUUUGUCAGCAAAGGAGGAAGAGACAUCAGGAUUAGUAAAGACUAUUGUUGGUGCUUUCCAUAAAGGUUAUGAAACAGUAGUAUCCAUAUUGGGGCCAUCUAGCUCGACUUUAAAUGAAGAGGAUCGCCAGCCCAAGGAUAUCUCAUAUCUGGACCUGAAGGACAAGAUCACUUCAGAUGAGUUUAUUCUACAUUUUGCAGACAGUUCUACUCCCAUACAUAAGACAGAGGGCCAGUUCGAAGACACUGACACCGACUCUGACAUUAAAUAUCCAGCAAGUGUUGAGCCUUACAUGUGGAACUUGGUGUCUGAUCAAUCAACAUCAUCUCCAUCAUCAGCUACCGACAGCGAGGAUGGGUAUUUAGUAUGUGCUGGCAUGAAGAAAUGGCCCCCAUUGACGGAGGCAGAUAUUACUGAAAUAUCAAAAGAAGAUGGUGAACAACUAGAGGGACAAGAAGCAUCUCUUUCAAGGGAGAGUUCAAUCACAGGGGAGGAUGCUGUUAGAAAGUUCACAGACUCCGAAAGUUUGUUAGCAAGAUACGAGACAGAGGAAGAAUGUGAUGAGAUUAGAACAGUGUCAUCUUCUUCUCAGCUGAAUAGUGGCCUUGGACAAACAAGCAAGGAAGAAAUGUCUGCUACUGACAUGUACCCUACAUCAAAUGAGUCACUUGCAGGUGAAAAUAAACUUAAAGAGGAUCUCUUAGUCAAACCUUCUGAUGAUCAAAAACUUAGUCCAGCUGGAACGCAAGUGGACCCGGUUGUUUUUCAACGAGGAAGACAGCCAAAGAGAAAACUUCCAGAACCUCUGCACAAAGGAGCUGAUAAGGAAAAAGACACUGUUCCAAUGCGACCACUUCGAAGGAAGGAUAGUUUAACACCAGAUCGCAAACAAAAACAUGAUGAUUUGACUAAAGCUGCCCAGUCUUUAAGGAAAGAUUCUGCUGAGAUGAUUCCCACCCAAUUUACCACUGACCUAUUUCCAUCUGACAGCAUAAACAAAGGAGACAUGAACAUCACUCCAGCUGUCCCCCAGAGUGAUCAUGUCCAAGAAAGUGUUGACACUCCUGCAACAUCCACAAGUGACCAUGAUCAGAAAAGGAUAGCUGAAUGUGUGCCAAUAUCCGUGCAUGUUGCUCCUCCUCCUCGUGUUAAAAAAAGAGAUAGUAGUUUGCCACCUGAUCCUCCACAGAAAACAUCCCCCUGCAAACCACAAAGGAGAAAAGACCAUGUCACCAGAGAAAAAACUGAUAACCAGCAAGAUUUUAAAUCACAAGUUAGUCCUAUGUUGGAUACAUCUGAUCCAAGCACUGAUGUGUCAAAACCUGUCCAACCUUUACAGAACGUCGAUAAACCAUGUCAAACAACCACUGAAAUGAUCAGUUCACAACCUGAGGAGGGCAAAGACAGAACCAUAGAAAACCAAGAAACAGAUUUACUUCAACAGAGUUCAUCUCUUCAGGCAGGAACAGAGGACAUGGAGAAACACAGGGGUGCUGACACCAUCACAUCACAACCAGAACCAGAGAAACCGUCUGCUAAACAAAUUUCUCCUGUCUCAAUAAUCAAGAAGAUACGUCUUACCAAACCGGGAAAGAAAGUUCCACCAAGCAGGCAUUUUAACAUUUUCAGUGACAAGGGAACAAUGGCCAAAGAUUUAGAAGUUACAACCAAGGAGAUUACAAAACCAGUCCUGGGUGACAGUAGUGUAAUGGGUGAUACAGAAAAGUCCAAGACAGAUCAUCAUCAUCAUCAUCAUAUAAUCACAACAUCAUCUCUGAAAUCAGAAAAUGCACCAGAGAUAGAGGCAGAAAGAGACAAACAAACAUCUCAACCUAUCCCAAGGCCUCGUUUGAGGAAACCCCUCAGUGGUUCCUUCCCAGAUGACUUCAUGGCUACGGAGAGAACAUCUCAAGUUUCACAUGGGGCAGAGGAAUUGGCGGAAAGGCAAUGUGCUUUAUCCAGUUUUUCAACGAUUUCAGACCCUCUUCUUCCUCUUCUGGUUCAUCAGCCUUCCACAUCUACAGAAGAAGUGACUGUUGUAAGGAUGAGGAGAAGCAAAUUAAGUCCUGAAAGUAGUGUCAAGUUAGAGGAUGUGGCCAUUUCUGAGAAGACCAUGGGAAACUCAAGCUUGCCUGUACCAAAACCAAGAAUAAAGAAACGUCUCAGUGAUUCCUUCCCAGACGAGAUGACAAUUCCUGGCUCACCACCAUCUGGUGAAUCAGACCAAACUGAUAAUUUGAUUGGUCGUGAGACAGCCCAACAGAACAAGCAGUCAAGCUUGCCUCUUCCAGUGCCUCGGACCAAGAAACGUCUCAGUCAAACUUAUUCAGAUAGCACUCCAUCUGUGGAAAAUGAAAUCCCCCUGGAAUCAUCUGAGACAUGCCCAGAUGAUACAAUUGAACCUAGCAAACAAACAAAUGAAUUGUCAACGUCAAUAGAUCUAAAUGUGAUCUUGGAGGGAGGUUUCGUCGCCACCCAAGGUGAAAAUGAUGUUGCAUCAGAUGUGGAGCAGGCAGUGCUAGCAGCAAUGCAAGAAGAGUUCCCUCAAUCAGAUUCUCUAGAUGAUACUGAGAAGCCACAGGAUGAAAUCUUUGAAGGCUGGACUUUUACGGAUAAACCUGUCGGUUCAACUUCAACAGAGAAGGUUGAGAAGGUAUCUGAGCAGGAAGACAUGGAAAAAGUCCUUCAAACAGAGGUCGAUAAUUGUCUCGCUCCCACUACUGCAACGUCUCAGGAUGACUGGCUGCAUGUGGAAGAUGCUAAAGACAGUGAACCAAUCAUAACAUGUUCAAGGAAGGAAAUGAGAGACGAAGAUUUGGACUUUUGCUUUGUGUCUGUAGAUGUAGCUGCUGGUUAUGUAGAAGAUGACGGGGAGAGAACAGAAGAAUCUUCUGGCCAGCGCGUACCUGUGCCCCGAGGCAAGAAGCGUUUGAGCGGUUCUUGUCUCGAUGAAAGCAAGUCUCAAGUUUCUGACCUCCACCAAACAAGUGCACCAACAACACCCCAAAAAAGACCUGCAGAUGGUGCUGCCUCUUCAGACAGCAUAUUGAGCAGUCCCAGCCUAGUGACGUCCAGCAAGUCUCUCCUGGAAUGGUGUCAAGAAGUCACACAGGGUCACAAGGGGCUGAAGAUCACCAACUUCAGCACCUCGUGGAGAAAUGGCUUGGCCUUCUGUGCCAUAUUAAAUCACUUCCACCCAGAAAUGAUUAAUUAUGAAAUGUUGGACCCGUAUGACAUCAAGCACAACAACAAAAAGGCGUUUGACGGCUUUGCCGAACUUGGCAUUUCCAGGCUGAUAGAACCUUCCGACAUGGUCAUGCUAACAGUGCCCGACCGCCUCAUCGUCAUGACCUACCUCAACCAGAUCCGCACUCAUUUCACAGGACAGGAGCUCAGCGUGCUCCACAUAGAGAAAGACAGCAGCGAGUCUAGCUAUGCGUUAGCAGGAGAGCGGGACAACCAAGACGACCCUGAGGCAACUGUCCGCUACUGCGCCCAGAGGCUACAGGAGGAGGGUAUCAGCCUGGAAACAAACGGUGCUGCGGGUACUGCAGAGGACAGUAAAACCAGCAAGGAUGUUGUUCCACCUCCGAGAACUAAGCGGUCCCAGGCUGCUGGGGCAGGCGGGACUCAGUCUCCUGUGGCACCGCCAAGAACAGGUUUCCUAUCCAAGUCAAGUUUCUCUCACAUCAGAGAUGCUGAUCUGGUCAAGAAACGAAGGUCACAGCGGAGAAGUGGCUCAAUAGAAGAAGGAGCCAUAGCGGGCCAAGACGACAGCGAAAUCAGCCAGAGGAAGUCAGAAACAGAGAGAACAGAGACAGCAGUCGAGGAGGGAAGACCACCGGGCCAGGACGCCAGCCAGUAUGUUCUAAAUCAGAUGGAAGCUCUGGAAGCAGAACAAAACCACAUCGACACCAGAGCCGGCGUGGUCGAGAGGAAACUCCGACAACUGCUGGAAACAGGUAGCGACAAGGUGGAGGAGGAGAGGCUGAUUCAGGAGUGGUUUGUGCUGGUCAACAAGAAGAACGCUUUAAUCAGGAGGCAGGACCAUCUGCAGCUACUACUGGACGAACAAGACUUGGAGAGAAGAUUUGAGCUGUUGAACGAGGAGCUAAGAGACAUAAUGGCGAUGGAAGAGUUGCAGAAAACUCCGGCCCAUAAACGCAGGGAGCAGCUGCUGCUGCAGGAGCUGGUGUCGCUGGUCAACCAGAGGGACGAGCUGGUCCAGAACAUGGACGCCAAAGAGAGAGGGGCUCUGGAGGAGGACGAGCGCCUGGAGCGAGGCCUGGAGCAGCGGAGGAGAAAGUACGCCAAGCAGCAGAAGGAGAAGUGUGUGAUGCAGUGAUGAGAGUGAGACACGAGUCAUGUCUGAGAAAGGAAAAAAGCAGUGACGUUUGGUCUCCUCACUGUCAGCAGUAAGAGGACAAUCAGGCCAAGACUGUCCACACAGUGGAGACGCGGAUGGUCCAAAACAGGAGCGAGGUUCUGACGAAUGUGUUCAGGCUCAGAGUCGAUGAGCGUUUUUGUCUUUUUUUUUAGCUUCUUAAAAUGUUUUAUUGUCUGACGACAGGUCAGCGUGGGUGAAGUGCGGAGUGUGAGUUUCCACAAAUUUGACGUCGUCGCCCGUUAAAAAAAGUCAUACAGGACGUUGGACUUUGCUCAGGCGGAGAAGCUCCGAGAGCUGCGUGUGCCUUUGCCGUUUCUGUGCCGUGUUUUUAGUGACUCACUGUUACGACAAAGACAGAGCAGAGAGAGAGAGGGCUGACCGUCCUUAAAGAGACUUCAGAGAGUUCAGGUUUUUUUUCUAGUACUCUUGUAUGAGUUACUGACGAGGGAAACAUGGCAAUUAAAACGGAUUUUAGCCCCUUAACAAUUAAAAUCAGCAGCAUUUUAAAAACAUGUUUGCCACUUCAUCUCGCCACUGGACGACCCUUUGUCCGACUGGAAACCUGGCGUUUUUGUCGCUUUGUAAACGGCUCGCUCUCCUGCACCAAAGUCCAUAGAGAAAAUCAGCGAUUUUACCUCACAGUACACAGGAGUUGUUGCUCUACUGUUGCCUCCAUCACUAACUUAAAAUGUGUUAUUUUGUGACUUAGCGACGCAAACUUACAGAAACAAAAACAGAGUAGACCAGCAGCCUCCUGUUUCCCCGUGAGCUAAAAAUGCCGAUUGUCUCUGUGGGAUUUGGUGCAGACGAGUGAGAGGUUUAGAAAUGUCAGUUUCCUGUUGGAAAACUCUGUCUAACGUCAAGAUGGAGCAGUAAAUGCACUCUUACAGUAUUGUAGACUUAAGCAGGAAUAGAUAUUGUGAGGUGAGCCUUUCGUUAAGAGGCAGCCAUGUUUUCAAUCUGUGUCAAAGCAUGUCAAAACACAGACAAUAUAAAUGAUGUCAAUGCAAAAUGUAUCCAGGGUUACGCAUCACCCUCCUGUGGCUGAAAUGAGUACUACACCUCCUGUCCUUUAUACUGGGAUGGUAAGUAAAUUUUAAAAAAAAAACUAAAAAAAACUCCACCUGCUUUGACUGUUAAAUACAACACUGUGAGAUUUGCCUUAUUAUAUGUUAAAACCAAAACUUGGGUUUUUUUUAACUUGUGCAGUUACUGCGUGUGUUAUGUGUAUAUGCUUUGUUUUUUGUUUAUUUCUAUUUUGAAAGUGGAAACGUACGUCUGUGCGAUGCUGAAGCGUUUCUAAUAUUUGACGACAGCAUCUUCAGUAGACAUGAAAGUGCCAACAAGGCAAAGGAAAAAAGUAAAUAAAUCACACAUUUAACUCUAUUUAUUAGGUUAAUUUAAAAUGUUAUCAGCCACAAGAAGCCAUUACUCUGACUGUAUUUAAACCAGAGCUUUAAAUCCUUUAUUAUUAGUAUUGUUAUUAUUAUUAUUAUUACUGCAUUUAACUUCAGUGUUCCCAGCAUUUACAGGAACAUUUGCAUGAGACUAUUUUUAUGAAAUUAGGGAAAAUAAACGUGGAAUGUUGUCACUUAUUUUCCUCGUAAUGAGGAUAUUAUUAUUUGUCUUCACCCCAGGACAAAAGUCAAAUCUGCUCAAAGAGAAAAUGACAAGAAAACACAUGUGAGGUGGAUGUUUUUAUUUCAGUACAAACAGAGAGUAAGUCAGAAGUGGGUUUUUUUAUGUGUGCGUGUUUGUGUGUAAAGGUUUGCGGUUGUCGUGUUUCCUCUCUGCUGACGGCAGGAGCUCGUGUGAGCGUUUUUACUGUGGUUUUGUUACAUUUGCAUUAUUUGUAAACUCAUACAAAUACAGACGUUUUGAAUGCCUUCA